Molecule: messenger RNA, 1770 nt
Organism: Exophiala aquamarina CBS 119918
Lineage: Eukaryota; Fungi; Ascomycota; Eurotiomycetes; Chaetothyriales; Herpotrichiellaceae
Exons: 1
Coding region: 1-1770 (589 amino acids)
Source: RefSeq, a predicted model, not a curated record
AUGCCGUCCCCAAACCAUCGCACACGAGCCUCCUUGGGCACACCGAGCACAAGCGCGGCCUUGCGACGUGGUGAAGUCAAGAUCUCCGAUCCCAUUCCUUUCGACACAACUGACUACUAUACCGCCUACAACACAGCCACUCCAUCCAAGUACCCUUCUGGUCUGCGCGUAGAUGACUCCACUUGGCCGCGCAAGAGCAGCCCCGGCACUGAGUUUCAUUAUCGACAUGCUUCGACUGGCAAUGUCCCCAGUCACACUGCUAGAGCUUCUGCGGGACCAUCGCUGAUGCCAAGCAGCAUGUCGUCCAUUCCGUCCAAAGCCUCUCUCAGCCAGAAGAAGCAGAGCGGCUUUCGAGCCGCUCUGAAACGUAUGUUCUCGAGCAAGAAACAUCGAUCUGUUCCUGCCGAUGUCUCUGACCCACGCUAUUUCCGAAGCGAGACGGCUUAUCUCAAUCCUGUCAUGGAACAGCGUACUGUCACUCGAGCUGAAUCCAUCCCCGCUUUACGAUCACAUGCGCAUUCGACUGCUUUUGGACCAACCCAUACCCACCAAUACUCCGACACGGCUGGUGAGCACACCAUAGAACCUCCUCCACGGCGCGGGCGCCGUAACACCUUACCCAGCUUGGUAUUUAGUGACCGAGAGUCAGGACUCGUCCCUGCCAUCAGUGAGUGGUCCGCUGGCGAUUCUCAGCCGGACAAGAAAUGGGUCAAGGAAGACUAUGUCUCUGAUGGUCAAUUGAAACGUCGGUCUAGAAGUGCUGAUGCUCUCAGUGAGCUAUUACGACAGGGAGGAGUCGACCCGACUUCCAAAAGAGACCGCGCCAGCGAAAUCGCGUAUUGGCGAAACAGUGCCAUCCAGAAUCCGGUCCCAGUCUUUAGUGGUCAAACGAUCAGUGUCGAUCCUGUCCACGUACCACAAACCGUGGCUUCUAUAGAUGACUCUGAGCCCGCUUCAUCAGUGGUCAACCCACUACAGACCUUUGAUUUUGGUCUUGAUGGCAGUGACAAGUACGAGACAACCAUCGAGCAGCGAGUCAAUACCCUGGAGAUCAAGCUCUUUGAUUUCGAAUACGCCAUAGCGAAACUGCAGGGCAACGAGUUACAAAAACCCAUGCUCAAUUCGAGAUUUCAACGUGGCUCCAUCCAUAACAUUUUCCCUGACGAUACCACGCACCCCACAUUAACGACAACCUCUUCUCAAGAAUUCAACUUUUUGUCAUCUCCUGCUACGACCACACAUGAUGUGACUUUUCUAUCAUCCCCUGGGGAGUCCCCGCCAGUCUCACCAGAGAAUGAUGAAUUAUUCAGACCGCAAAGAGCAAGUAAGGCAACAACCGCAACGAUCAGGCCAUAUACAGCUCGAAGGCGGUCACCACGUUCCCCCUCCAUUCAUCUCUCGUCCGAACGAUUCGAGACCAUGAUGGAAUUGAUUAGAGAAGAGCAGGCAGCGCGGCAAAGGCUAGAAGAGCAAAUGAUGGAAUUACGCAGGGAAGUCGAAAGCCUUCGCACUCCGGUAUUUGCCACUAUCCAUGACGCCUACCCCACUCCCAGUCCUGAAUCUUCUCAUACCACAGCACCACGAUCGCUUCAUCGGGCACCUGCAUUCCAAAACACUGCGUCCAAAGAAAUCUCCCGGUUCAGCGGUUCCGAGGUAGACUCAGAUCCGGGAGAAAUCGAAGGCUUUGAAGAUGUGUAUGAAACGCCUCUUGUUGAAAGCAGGAAAACAUUCGAAACAGCUCGAGGGUCCCCAGGGCAGGUAACAGUAUGA